This is a messenger RNA of Bicyclus anynana (squinting bush brown), 3148 nucleotides long. RefSeq names its product cleavage stimulation factor subunit 1 (gene CstF50). Gene Ontology annotation, biological process: DNA integration; mRNA 3'-end processing. Lineage: Eukaryota; Metazoa; Arthropoda; Insecta; Lepidoptera; Nymphalidae. The record is from RefSeq and is a predicted model, not a curated record. Gene Ontology annotation, cellular component: mRNA cleavage stimulating factor complex. Gene Ontology annotation, molecular function: RNA binding; protein binding. Bases 253 to 1467 code for a protein of 404 amino acids. The transcript has 11 exons.
AGCCCGUACGUACACAAAAAAACAACGUCAAUUUAAUAAUUGUCAAAUUCUUAACUAGUUCGAGGUUGUUCGUCUGUGGUUAUUUUUUUUGAAAGGUCAGGAUUAACCUGUGGUUCAGUUUCUAAAACUGGAACUCAGAGCCGUCAAGUAAAGUCAAUUAAAGAAAUCAAAGUUUGUUUUGAAACAUUGCAAACUUUAUUCGCCGGUUUUUGAGUGAUAUUUUUCAAGAUUUCUUCGCAAAUAGAAGAAAAAAUGAAAGAAAAUACUGGAGAAAUAGACUCAAAGAAUGUGGUUAAAAACAGGGAGCUGCUAUAUCGCAUGAUUAUAAGCCAGCUGUACUACGAUGGGUUCCAGCCCAUCGCAGCCACUCUGUCUGCGGCCGUGCACGCUGACCCGCCGUGCCCUCCCAGUGAUAGGCUGCUGAACCUAAUGAUGGUGGGGCUGCAGCACGAGCCGGACCGGAAGGACCGACUGGCUGCCUCCAGCGGGGCGGAGCAUCUCCUCGGCACCACUGGCUUUGAUCUCGAGUACGAGAUGGACGCGUCGUCGCUGGCGCCGGAGCCGGCGACGUACGAGACGGCGUACGUGACGUCACACAAGAUGUCGUGCCGCGCCGGCGCCUUCAGCGCGUGCGGCCAGCUCGUCGCCACCGGCAGCGUCGACGCCAGCAUCAAAAUAUUGGACGUGGAGCGAAUGUUGGCCAAGUCAGCGCCCGAGGAGGUGGACCCCGGCAGAGAGCAGCAGGGACAUCCCGUCAUUAGGACCCUGUACGACCACACGGACGAGAUCACAGCGCUGGACUUCCACCCGCGCGAGCAGAUCCUGGUGUCGGCGUCCCGGGACUGCUGCAUCAAGCUGUUCGACAUCACCAAGGCGUCCGCUAAGAAGGCUUAUAAAUCCAUCACGGACGCCGAGCAAGUGCUGUGCGUGGCGUUCCACCCGCUGGGAGACCACAUCAUCGCGUCCACCACGCACCCCGUCAUCCGGCUGUACGACGUCACCACCAGCCAGUGCUUCGUGUGCCCCGUGCCCGCGCACCACCACACCAAGCAGGUCAACUCCAUCCGGUUCUCCCCCAACGGCAAGUACUUCGCCAGCGGCAGCGCGGACGGCAGCAUCAAGCUGUGGGACACGGUGUCCAACCGCUGCUUCAACACGCUCGCGCACGCGCACGACGGCGCCGACGUCUGCUCCGUCACCUUCACCAGGAACAGCAAGUAUUUAUUAUCUUCUGGGAUGGACUCGUCGAUCAAACUGUGGGAACUAGCGAGCAGUAGAUGUCUGAUACAUUAUACGGGAGCUGGGACUACGGGUAAACAAGACAACCACGCGCAAGCGAUAUUCAACCACACGGAAGACUACAUCAUGUUCCCCGACGAGGCGACCACGUCGCUGUGCACGUGGCACUCGCGCAGCGCCAGCCGCUGCCAGCUCAUGUCGCUGGGGCACAACGGGGCAGUCAGGUAAUCACAGCACUCGUGGGGCACAACGGUACUUGGGGACUACAUCAUGUUCCCCGACGAGGCGACCACGUCGCUGUGCACGUGGCACUCGCGUAGCGCCAGCCGCUGCCAGCUCAUGUCGCUGGGGCACAACGGGGCAGUCAGGUAAUCACAGCACUCGUGGGGCACAACGGUACUUGGGGACUACAUCAUGUUCCCCGACGAGGUGACCACGUCGCUGUGCACGUGGCACUCGCGCAGCGCCAGCCGCAGCCAGCUCAUGUCGCUGGGGCACAACGGGGCAGCCAGGUAAUCACAGCACUCGUGGGGCACAACGGUACUUGGGGACUACAUCAUGUUCCCCGACGAGGCGACCACGUCGCUGUGCACGUGGCACUCGCGUAGCGCCAGCCGCUGCCAGCUCAUGUCGCUGGGGCACAACGGGGCAGUCAGGUAAUCACAGCACUCGUGGGGCACAACGGUACUUGGGGACUACAUCAUGUUCCCCGACGAGGCGACCACGUCGCUGUGCACGUGGCACUCGCGCAGCGCCAGCCGCUGCCAGCUCAUGUCGCUGGGGCACAACGGGGCAGUCAGGUAAUCACAGCACUCGUGGGGCACAACGGUACUUGGGGACUACAUCAUGUUCCCCGACGAGGCGACCACGUCGCUGUGCACGUGGCACUCGCGCAGCGCCAGCCGCUGCCAGCUCAUGUCGCUGGGGCACAACGGGGCAGUCAGGCACAUCGUGCACUCGGGCACGGCGCCCGCCUUCCUCACGUGCAGCGACGACUACCGCGCGAGGUUCUGGUACCGGAGGAACACGCAUUAAAUUAUAAUAAUUUCAUCCUUGUAAAAUAAAAAUAUUUUUUUGUAAAAGUAAAAUAUAUUUCAAUUUCAUACUUCUCAUAAAAAAAAUCGAAACAAUUGCAAGUACUGUUCAAACGGACUGUUUCGAUUUUUUUUUUAUGAGAAGUGUAUUUUAUGAUUAAUAAAAAAUGUUUAAACAUUUUAGCUAUUUGAAAAUUGUUAAAAUUUUCGCCCCCAAUGGAUAUACGACGAAUUCUCUGGCGCCGUUGGUAAUGCUGUGGUUUUCAACAGAGGUCCUAACAAAUUUUACAAUUUCUAAAUUAGCUCUGGUCUAGUCUGGUGUAGUCAGAGGCAUCGUUCUGGCUAGGUAUCAACCUACCUCUAUAGACGUACCGCCAAACGAUAUUAGCUAUCCGGUAUUAUGCCGUGUAGCUAUUGGUAGAAUAAAGUUGUACAUCUUUCAAGUGAGCACGCGACCAUCUUAGACUGCUUGGUCACUUAAUAUCAUGUGAUAUCGAAUUUUAAAAUGCGAACUUGUCAAGGACGAGAAAAAACACACUAGUAGAUUUAUAAAACCUUAUUGACCUUGAAGUCGGUUAAAAAGGUUAGAAUUGUAUCUUUUAAAUAAGCAGAAGCUUAUAACCCAAUAUUUGGUUAAGGUUUAUUUUAUUAAACAACGUGGACUUUGAAAGUGUGUACUUGAAUGUGUGUAUGUGUGUGUGUAAUGAUCUGAAUUAAAUUGGUUUGGACACAUUUAUAAUGUCAAUACAUUUAUAAUUAAGGCAGUUUGGGUAAUACGAGAUAUUACGAAUGUGCCCCACUUUCUAUUUGGGGCAAUUUGGGAAUAAAUUUUUCUACAUUGUAUUUGUGUCAAUGAAUAAACGAGUUUAUGAAUA